Messenger RNA from Macadamia integrifolia, 658 nucleotides. RefSeq names its product RING-H2 finger protein ATL2-like. NCBI's taxonomy places the organism in Eukaryota, Viridiplantae, Streptophyta, Magnoliopsida, Proteales, Proteaceae. The record is from RefSeq and is a predicted model, not a curated record. The transcript has a single exon. Bases 17 to 658 code for a protein of 213 amino acids.
ACCCCUUGGAUCAAUUAUGGCUUCAGAUGAAGACAAUGAUUCAGGUUACUACUUCCUUCAUCAUGAUGUGUGGUACCGUUCAGUUGGUAAGUUCAUUGCCUUAUUCGUUUUGGUUGUAAUUGUCAUCUUAAUCUAUUUCUAUGCCUGGAGGUCUUACAGACGCCACACAAGAGAAGCUGCUCACCCAUCCAUUAAUGGAGUCUCAACACCCUCACAAGUGGUGCACUCUCACAACCCACAUCCACCGGUCAUCGCUUCACUACCUACCUUCGUCUACAAACCAGCCCACCACCUCCAAAGCAGCACUGACACAGUAGAAUGUGCGGUUUGUUUGAACAACUUAGAAGAAGGAGACAUGGCCAGGCUUAUACCUACCUGUAAGCAUAUAUUCCACUUGCAAUGCAUCAAUAUGUGGCUGAGCUCUCACUCCACAUGCCCUGUAUGCCGUUCUGCUGCACAACCCACAAGCACUGCUAGGCAUCAUGAGAUGAGCAUAUGGGUACCUUCUAUGGGUUCACAAUUUGAUUCAUUUAGCCCUGCAACAACAGCAAGUUUAGAGAGUACAUCUAAUGAUGCUUCUAUUGGGGUUCCACGCCAAAGCAAUAUUAUCCAAAUUCCCACAUCGGAUGUGAAUAUAGCUCGAUAUGAAGUCUUAUAA